Molecule: messenger RNA, 723 nt
Organism: Lodderomyces oxycetoniae
Lineage: Eukaryota; Fungi; Ascomycota; Pichiomycetes; Serinales; Debaryomycetaceae
Exons: 2
Coding region: 1-723 (240 amino acids)
Source: RefSeq, a predicted model, not a curated record
AUGAGUUACUCUAGGCACGAUAAGAAAGGGUUUUCCGAUGUUGAACUCCACACAAAUCCCAAUUUGCCAAGUUGGAUAAUUUCACCAAAAGAGGAAAAAGCCAUUUUUGAAAGAUGGAGAAAAAAGGCAUUUGCCCUGUGUGAUGAAUUGAUUAAACGAUAUAUUGAGUGCAGUAACCUGUAUAAGAGCCCACUCGAAGCAAUGUCCAAAUGCAAAGAGGCGAAUGCGGCAAUCAUAAAUAGGGUAACUUUGAAGAAACAGACAUUAUCGAGCGACACUAUCGAGCGGAGCGAGAUAGUGGAGCAACACUCAGUAGCUUGUUACAACAAUAUCGGGCAGCACUUAGUAGCUGCCACUGACGAUCGACACUAUCGACCCGAGCGAGAUAGUGGAGCAAUGACUAGUCACAACACUAUCAAGCGGAGCGACUCAGUAGCUUGUUACAACAAUAUCGAGCAGCACUUAGUAGCUGCCACUGACGAUCGACACUAUCGACCCGAGCGAGAUAGUGGAGCAAUGACUAGUCACAACACUAUCAAGCGGAGCGACUCAGUAGCUUGUUACAACAAUAUCGAGCAGCACUUAGUAGCUGCCACUGACGAUCGACACUAUCGACCCGAGCGAGAUAGUGGAGCAAUGACUAGUCACAACACUAUCGAGCGGAGCGACUCAGUAGCUUGUUACAACAAUAGCGAGCAGCACUUUGCAGCUGCCACCGACUAG